This is a messenger RNA of Cotesia congregata, 1941 nucleotides long. Lineage: Eukaryota; Metazoa; Arthropoda; Insecta; Hymenoptera; Braconidae. The record is from the annotation of a GenBank genome assembly.
AUGGGGAUUAAUUUUUUAAAAUUUAUUUUCCUUCUUUACUUACCAAUUUCGAUGGGACUGCAAAUCGGGGACGUUGAAGAAGCAGCGAUUGACUUGAUAGAUAAUUUUGAAAAGCUUGUGACCUUCCAGAGCAAUGACUCGAAAAUUUUAGAAGCGCAUUCCUUGAAAAUAUUGAAAAAUGUUAGUAACAUACUAGAAAAAUUAAAAUCUACUAACCGGUAUCUUCGGGAGCGCAACCCGAGGGUAGAUAAUUAUUUCGAGCAAAAUAUUACGGAAUUAUUUUGGGAGGACUAUUGGAAAGACUACAAUUUGUUUUACAAAAGACUGGAUAAUGUAACUGAACAUUUUGAUACAAAGGUUAAAAAUUAUUUUGUUAAUUAUAAAAAUAUAUCGGGAAAAAUUAUUGAUGAAUUCUUUUAUAAUACCCGCGGAGAGUUGACUGAUGAUUGGAGAGACGUACAAAUACACCAGGUUCUUAAAAUUGCUAACAGCGUUUUAGAUAAAAUAUUAUCUGACAAUACUUUUUUUAUUUUGUUAUUAAUUGAUCAGAUAAUAUUUAUGACAUUGAAUUACGUUUGUGGAAAUUUCAGGGAUAUUUUAAUAGGAGUUUAUAAAUCGUUUGCUUCUUUUAUUGGAGCGUGUGAAAUUGGAAGAAUAAAACAUUUAAAAUGCCCUUAUUGGAUGACCGGAGUAGACUUAUUGAAUGAAUUAAGGGCGAGUGUGAUAAAAGUAAUGAAAACAGGUCAUGACUAUUUAAUAAUUAACAAAAAUGAAUAUCUAACAAUGUGGGAUGAAUUUGAUUACAAACUGAACAAAUGGAUGUACAUGAACUGCGACGCGUUGGAGUGGUCGGAAGAAAGAAAUUACAUCCGCGUGAAGAACUACGUGGCGUACUAUGAGCAGAGGACCAAGUGGUACUUUGACCCGAACGCGGAUUACCUGGACACUAAAGAGUCGGAGUAUGAGUGCGACGGAAUAAGGGCGAACUUCAAUCCUUUGGAUCUGCCCCAGGGGAUAGAGUACAGCAUGUACUGUCCGAUUGUUUUCCUGGAGAAUUUUGACAGUGAAGAUACAAGUUGCCGGAAGUAUGGGUGGAACAAUGUCAGAGGAUACAAGAAGGAAAAUUGGACUUCUGCGUGCAUUCUGGGUGACCACAGCGAGCUGUUGAAGUUGUGUGCUUGUGAUAAACAAGUUGACAAUGACAUCAGCGUUCGUCUGCUGAGUUUGAGAGAGUAUUACACCAACAGCUCGGACAAUCGAGUCGUCACGGGGAUCAGGUUUGCCGUUGAGAAGAAUGUGAUAACGUUGCAAAUCCAAGAAGGACAUCUGGUCAAUGGAGAGAUUGAUCCAAGCUCCGUUAAAUGGAGAACUGACGGUGGUCAUCCUGCAGAUGGACCGACUCAGACUGUUCAGCUUAGUUACAAGAUUCGCGGGUUCAAUUUAGACGACAUUAAUAUGCCCGAUGGACAAUUCGUCACAGGAGUUAAGUUUGUCGUGACGAAAGAUGAUCGAAUAUCAAUAGCAGUUCGAGGAUCGGUGAUGUACAACAGUGAAGGUAGCUUCUAUUCAUCGUCUGUUGGAGACCGUUGGUUUUAUCCUUCCAAGAUAAAUUCCACUGAUAGAAUGAAUAUCGACAUAAGUUCAAGAAAGAAUCCUCGAGAUUCCGAGCUGACCUACGAAUUGAGCAAGACAGGCCAGCACUAUGUAAAUUUAACGAUAUCUUUGUACUCUGAGAAAAGUCACAACGCAGCAAUAGUUCCUUUCUUAGACUCUCGCCCUGUAAUAACUCUACCACCAGCUCCAAUCAGUGGUCUGGGAUUUUUCUACAAAGGCACACCCGAUUACGCUGGAUUUUUGUCAUUUAAGUACAUUACUUCCCGGUUCAAACGUUUUUCUCAAUUGCCAGUAAUUUCUAUUCUCUCUAAUCGUACGCUCAAUUAA